Molecule: messenger RNA, 3612 nt
Organism: Sphaeroforma arctica JP610
Lineage: Eukaryota; Ichthyosporea; Ichthyophonida
Product: AGC/MAST protein kinase
Exons: 11
Coding region: 28-3306 (1092 amino acids)
Biological process (GO): peptidyl-serine phosphorylation; intracellular signal transduction
Cellular component (GO): nucleus
Molecular function (GO): protein serine/threonine kinase activity; ATP binding
Source: RefSeq, a predicted model, not a curated record
AUACACAGAGACAUCAAACCUGAUAACAUGCUCAUAGAUGAACGAGGUCACAUCAAACUCACCGAUUUUGGGUUGUCUCGAGUAAUAUUAAACGAAGAUCGAGAAGACGAUAAUUUGUUUUUCUCCGACACCGAGAUGAAAGCAAACAUGGAUGGUCCACGAAGUCCUAAAACUUGGUUUGAUGGCUCAGCUACCAGACGCACAGCGAAGAAACGCUUGGAAGACUCGACGCAGAUUCACCACUCGGCUUCCAGUUCAAUUUUAGCGGAAAAUCGCGCAAAUAAAUCAGGCAGCCCCCAGUCGAGAGUGCGUAAGGGAGUUAGGUCUACCCACUGGCUCAAUGGAUAUGGACAGCAGCUGCAGAAUAGUACGUCCACGACCGGUCUUUCGGCUAAGAGUCACCAGUACAGCGACUCUCCAAAUAGUAUAUUGUCUUCGCAUUCCCCAAGCAACUCCGGCAAUAGUCGCAGGAUGUCGUAUGGUAAAGGAGCCGCCAGCGUGCUCCCUUCAGCGCUCACAGAUGUCGCAAGAAAGAUCGGGGACACAUUCACAGGUAAAACUACUGCGGGAGGGUCGCACAGAGGGAGUGCGGUGAAAAAAGAUAGUAUGGCGAGUGCUACGAGUGCUACUGAGAGGAAAACUAUCGUCUCGAACAGGACGGAUAGCCUGGCUGGCAGGGAUAGCUCGAUGUCUGUGUCAUCCAACCCUACGUCGAAGCCGUCAAAAAGCGGACUUGGGAUGGGAAAGGGUGAGAUGGUGAAUGAAGAUAACACCCCCAAAGCAAAAGUUGUGACGGUGGUGUGGGAUGACUUCUAUGAUGAUGGGAGCUGCGAUAGUGCCCUAAUGGCCGCGACUUCAUCCUUGGGAAGGUACAACUCAUACGUUGAGGAAUCGAAUUCGAAGCACAAAGGUCUGGUCCCAACCGGUAACAAGCCUUUAGCCUCUGCUUCAGGUCCUAUAGGUCACAUAUUCGCCUCCACUCAGGCGCUCUCGUCUCUGCAGACUUCGCCUGUACUAGGCAUAGAAGACAAGCAGCCGUUGGAGGGGGCGCAGUCGGCCCCGAGUGCACAGCAACGAAAGAGUACCAGCAAAGAUAAUACUGCUGGCGGGAGUGCCUUUACACAGGCAUAUAUCCACAGCAGUGCUUCUCGCUUCAAUUUGUCCGAAAUGUCUUCACGAGUGAGCAGCCAGAGUUCAUUUGUUGGUAACAAGGAAAGCUCGAUUGACCAUAUGGAGCAGGGUAGUGAAAGGGAGUACAACCGUACAUUGUCUGUAAGUGGAUCACCCGGCAAUCAGGGAUACACCCCGCAUGUGCAGCGUAGUGACGAACGUCGCGGUUCGAUAACACCUGAAAUGUCACAUAGAUACAGACCGAGCAAUAUCGUGGAGUUGAAGAAGUCUAAGUCGACAGGCUCCUUUGCUGUCGCCUUGGAAAAUGCUCAUAAGAGCAAACGAUCACCGCAAAGCCCCAAGGGAAGUCUCAACACAUCACACUCAAUGGCAAGGAAAGAACUUCUGAAGGCGACAAGCUUUGUUGGGAUAAGCGCUGAGAGUACAGGCUCGCCGCCUUUACAACGGAUGACCACAGACUCUUUCGACGCUCCCGUCCCAAUAAAGAAGAGUAUGAGCCGGUCCAACUUCAACGAUAUAACAUCCCCAGCGCCGUCUUUCAAGAGUAUAAAGGGGCAAACGCAAGCAGCGACGCAAGGAAAUUCUGGAGGCUUGCCUCUACAGAGUAGCAUGUCCCCACACAGUACCAAUGAAGUACCAAGUAUGAGCCUGGGCAGUUUUAACAAUUUUGUGGCUUCUAGCGGGGUGACUGACUACGGUGGUGUAACCACACAGAGAACUCGCAGUCCUGCGGGUAGUCUGUCACAGAAGAAAAGCAUGAAUCGAUCUAAUUUCAGCGAUGUAGUGCUUAUCGCGGAUGUCAGUAGUUCCAGCGGAAUACCUGCGACAACGCCUGACAAGCUCAACUCAAGGCACAUCUCGAUGGGUAUGGGCUCGCCCCCCGCUCCUGAUCGCUCGGUGGAAUCCAAGGCAACGGAAACACUCCGAUUGAAAGCGGGCUCAAUGUCGAAAAGCGCGUUCACUUUGGCGACACCAUCAUCGCCGCCAAAUGGGGCUAGCAUCAUUCGGCACAAAAGUAAUCAUGCGCGCACGGAAUUCAAUACCAGUACAAGCAACAUCAAUACAAGGAACGCUAACAUCAACCAUACCCACCACGAUCGUACCAACACCUCAACGUUUUACGCGCAAACAAACACUGACUGUGACUGUGAUAGCGAGACAGACACCGCGGGCAGCAUAGGGAAACUCAAUAUUUCUACUCCACCCCAUGAAGCUAUAAGCAAUUCGUCGACUAUCAAGACACAGCAAACACAACAGCCACAACAAUCACAGGCUACAUCGCCAGGACUCUCCCUGGCUGCUCUAGAGCAAAUAGACAGAGCAUUCGUAACACAGAAAAGCGCGGGCGGAAAUAACACUAUGAUGGUACGUUCACUCAGCCGGAACGCUAUGCCUAUAGAUCUAAGGCCAAUUGAGAAAGGAGAUGUUUUACUACCGCAAACUACAAACAGUGUUGGACCCAUUCAGUUACCCACGUUUGAUGGCGAGACACAAAAGCACUCUCAUGAACCAAUGACUUUGAAUGCUGAACUUACUGCACGGGCAAGUGCUAAGGGCAGACCCAAAGCUAAAGUUGUUGGUACACCCGAUUACCUGGCACCAGAGUUGCUGCUGGGUACUGGCCAUGGACCUGAGGUUGACUUCUGGGCACUCGGAGUAUGCUUAUUCGAAUUCCUGGUGGGAGCACCACCCUUCAACGAUGAAACAGAGGAAAGGAUAUUUCAGAAUAUAUUGAAUCACGAUAUUCCAUGGCCCGAUGUUCCCCAGGAAAUGUCCUUUGAAGCACUCGACUUAAUUACGAAGCUGCUCAGGAGGGACACCCGAUAUCGCUUAGAUGGAAAUCAAAUUAAGACCCAUGUAUUUUUUUCUAAAAAUGAAGUCAAAAUAAAUGAUAAUGAGGACGUGACUGGUCCUUUUGUGCCGCAACCCUCCAAUAUAGAAGACACGGGCUACUUCGAUGACAAAGGAACCUCCAUGACGGACCUACACAUGCAGGGUAGUACGAUGCUAGAUCAGAAACCGCCGGAUGCGUCUGCGUCUACCGAAAGUAAUAUAUUUAAGGAGUUUGACCAGAAGGUGACACACAACCUUCUCUCCAAAAACGACCACGUGUCACGCGAUCUACAACGUUCGCGUCAGACUCCAUUAUCAGCUAAACGGCAAGUGAUGUCAUAAAGUAAAAUCAGCCUUCGAUUGAUACUGAAGGUUGACUUUAGACACUCGAUGCCUUGUCCUACCACAUCUUGGUUUUGUAAAUGUAUGACAUGUGUAAUUACAUGUUGAGAUAGACUCUGUGUAGAAAAUUUCGAAUUUGGAAACGGCACGAUUGGCAAAAAGUUGUCUACUAGCUAUCAUACCUUAGACCUGAUGAAACCUCCAUAUAUUGCCCGGGAGCUACAAGGUCGGUGUGCAAACUACAUGUUAUUCAGAUGGGGCGCAUGUUCCAAAUUUGAAAUUGAGGAUAAAUAAAUUAAGUACCGA